Molecule: messenger RNA, 942 nt
Organism: Phialemonium atrogriseum
Lineage: Eukaryota; Fungi; Ascomycota; Sordariomycetes; Cephalothecales; Cephalothecaceae
Exons: 2
Coding region: 1-942 (313 amino acids)
Source: RefSeq, a predicted model, not a curated record
AUGAACGGCAUUAACGGCGGGAACAUGCCCGGGGCCAUGGUCGCCCUGCCCGCCCCGGCGGGCCACCAGGCCGAGCUGACCUACAUCUACGGAAUGGUCGAGGAGCUUAGCCGCCAGCUAGCCGAGAACAAGAGGGCAUUGGAGGAAGUUGUCGCCGGCGUCGGUCGCGUGCGAAAUCGGGCCAGGGCGCAUCUGUUGGGCAACGACGACCUCGUCGCUGCCGCCAUCGACGAUGUCAAUGCCCAGGAACAGAACCUAGACGUCCAAGUCUCCACCCUCGCCGAAGCCCUAGAGAAGGCAAAGUACAGCCGCGACGAAAACGCCGCGCUCCUGGCGCAGUACGCGUCGGUCCUGUCGACGAUGCUCCGGCAGUUCCACGAGUACAAGGCGCGGCACGUGUCGGACGUGGCGGCGUGGCACCGCAGCUACCGGGCGCAGCUGGCCGAGGCGCGGGCCGAGAACAGCCGGCUGCGCGAGCAGAUCUGGGAGAUGCAGGGCAAGGCCGGCCAGGCCAACGAGGCGCUGCGCCGGUUCCGCUCGCGCUACGGCGAGGACGCCGCGCGCCACGACCGCCUCGUCGACGCCGCCGCCGCCCGCCAGGAGCUGCGCUUCUGGAAGCGCCUGGCCAUGCCCGAGCUGCCCGACGACGACGCGUGCUGGAGCGACGACGACGACAUCGUCGACCCCGCGGAGAAGGAGCGCCUCAGGCUGAGGGACCUCGAGUCCAGGGCCGCCGCUCAGGACCAGCUGGACGGUUUGGGUGACGGCGGGCUGGGCGACCAGGGGAGCGGCGACGAGUUCUUUGGGUCCCAGCAGGAACUCUCGCACCCCGGCUCGAUGGGCGGCGUGGCUAUGCAGAGGGACGAUUCUUCGGCUAUGGGGAUGCCGCUACCGCCUCCUAGGCCUUCAAGUGCGUCGAGCACGGGAUCAUCGGGGCAGUAA